CCAACUUGUCCAGUCUCGAUCUGUAACUGAAGAAGUUCUCAGAGAAAGAGACUGCUUUUACAUACAAAUCGAAUCAGCUAUGAGUAUCUGGAUGAUCUGCAAAGAGGUGUACCAUAAGGCUCCUGGUAUGCUUUUUGUUUCAGGGUUCCUGAAGAAAAUUAUUCACCACUUUCUUGGACUGCUCCGAGUGUUUCGAGGAGAACAAGAUACAGCCGCCAGCGCAAGUGGUCAGCACCAGAAGCAGGCUCAGCCGGCGAAGCUUCAUGAUCCUCGACCGGGAGAACUCGAGGAGAUUCUCAUCGCUACUGUGCAAACAGGUAGCAAGGUAGAAGAACGAGACCCUUCUGAUGACAGGCAUUGUAGGAUUUGCGAUACAAGUGGUGAUCAUAGUACUGAAACGUGCCCCGAAAGAUCCAAGGCAUAUGUAGUGCUUUGUGGGAUUUGUGAUGAUGGCCCAUGCCAAAAUGAGGCUGACCACAAGGAAGAACAUUACGAAGAACUCCUUUUUUGUUAUAUUUGUAACAAGGUUGGUGAGCACUGGACUGAAAAUUGCCCUGACAACGAUUGCGACUUUGAUCCUCCCAAUGGCUGGGACCUUACAGAGAAUAAACGGAUAGAUUUGUUCCCUCCGUUAUAGGCCAAAAGUGCCAAUAUCAUCCUCAAAUAUUUUUAAAUUUACCAUAUUAGAUAGAUUGACCUAAUUUCGAAAGGCUUUUACAGACCAUCUAUACACUGCAUUGGAUCAUCAAGGAAUCACAACUUUCAGGGAUGAUCCUGAACUUCACAAAGGGGAAGCUAUUUCUCCAGCACUUUUUGCUGCAAUUGAAGAAUCAAGAUUUGCUCUCAUUGUUCUCUCACAAAAUUAUGCAUCGUCAACAUGGUGCUUGGAUGAAUUUGUAAGAAUUCUUGAAUGCAUGAAAGCAAGAGAAACGGUGCUGCCAAUUUUCUAUGAUGUUGAUCCUUCUGAUGUACGAAAGCAAACAGGGAGUUUUGGAGAAGCCUUUGCUAAUCAUGAAGAAAGGUUUAGGGAUGACAAAGAGAAAGUGCGAAGGUGGAGAUAUGCUUUAACUGAAGUGGCAACUUUCUCUGGGUGGAAUUCAAAGGAAUGGUAUACAUUUACUCUUUUCUUUUUUGUCUCUUUCAA
This is a messenger RNA of Rosa rugosa (rugosa rose), 1144 nucleotides long. RefSeq lists its product as uncharacterized. The record is from RefSeq and is a predicted model, not a curated record. The transcript has 3 exons. Lineage: Eukaryota; Viridiplantae; Streptophyta; Magnoliopsida; Rosales; Rosaceae. The coding region runs from base 80 to 637 and encodes 185 amino acids.